UUGCACCACACCCACGGGUCAGCCGAUGGGCUCUGAGGUUUCUCGCCGCCCCCCUCUGCCUCCUUCAGUCAUUCCCGAUCAGCACCAGGGGUCGAAGAGUGACUUUGGUGGGGAGGUGGACAUCGAAGAGGCCAUCGAUAAGUCUGGUUGCUCGUCCAUCUACUACCGUUUGGAGGACUGCCUCGGAGAGCACGAUCGAGACUGGCGACGGUGCCAAGAGCAGGUUAAAGCUCUCAAGGCGUGCAACGACAAGAAGAACAGGGCACGGGCUGCCGCAGAAAGAACCUGAGUAGGACUCCAGCCAGCAAGCCGGCCUGCCCCCUGCCUUAGGCCACCACACCCUGCCUGUGCCGGGGAAGUGUGCUCGCUGCACACCCGCCCUUUUUCGUGUUCCCUAGAUGGGUGCGGCAAGGAGCACGCCGACGCUGCUGCACCGGUGCCUCUCGCUCCUCCUGCUCCUUCUGCUGCAGAUGCAGAUGGGCAUGGUGUGUUGCUUUGUGGUUCCUCCGCAUCCAAGCGGUGGAAUACCAAGCAUUGAAACGAGCAACAGCAUCCGGCCGCUUCCCACCACCGCCACCUCAUACACAACCGUAGUCGCAGCGUCCCGAGCCGGGGCUGAGGCGACGAGCUGCACCACCGCGAUCGUAGCAGGAACAGCAGCAGACGAUUCGAUCAAGUCUCAGACGCGGACAACACCUUGCGCCGGAGCAGCUGGAGCGAGUCCUGAUCCUUUCGCGACGCGAUCAGAGUUCCAGGAGUUUGUGGGGCGGCGCAAGUCAGGCUCCCGCAGGGUGGUGCUCGACCUUCGGCCUAGGGCGGACUUUCGUCGGGAGCACCUCGAGGGAUCAACGUCCAUCCCCGUCGACGAGCUGGAGCCCAGGCUCUUGGAGUUGCCCCCUCCUUUCGCACAGCCCGUCAACAUUGUCGGCAGCCAACAGGAGCUUCGUACGGCGAGGGACUUCCUGACGAACAAAGGCUGGCAGAUCGAGGAAGAAGUAGACCUGUCAGUAGCGGCUUGUACAAAAGACCCGGCACAUCCGACUGAAGCCUGGCCCACCGAAACUGGGUCGACUUCCCUCCAGGUAUGGAGGGCAAACGAUUUCUUGGAGUUUUGUAUGGACCGCUUCGUGCUGCCUUCGGGCCAUGACGCCAGCCCUUUCCCCGGCAAAGGCCUAGUCCUAGACUUGGGCUGUGGCAGCGGCCGCGACACCGUCUACAUGGCGCAGCGCUUGCCUCCUGGCACCCGCGUAGUCGGGGUCGACAACCACUCGUACGCUCUGGAAAGGGGCGCGAGACUGGCCGAACGGUGGCUGGAAGACACGUCUUCGGGGGAAGUUGCUGGUGGCAGUGGUGGAGGUGGCGGCAGCGAACAAGGCGCGACGCGAUCGCAACAAGAAACCCAGACAGGCUGUUUGGGAGGGGUUACCAGUGGGGCUGUCGGACGGAGCGAUACUGACGGCAGCGAAGGGGCAACGAAGGGAAACCCCCCGGAAGUGCGACAAAGGGCGUGCGAAUGGUCGCUCGCCGACCUCAGGAAAGAGGGUUCGCUUGACGGAAUGCGGGCUUCCAUUGUCCACGGGCACCGGUUCAAGUGCGAGCGUCUGUUGCCUCUACUUCGAGAUCAUGUGCUGCUCCCAGGGGGCUAUUUCAUCUGGUCUACGUUUUUGGACACGGGAUCGGAGAAUCUAGUGCCGCCAUGGCGACCGAGUCGCAUGAUGAGACCCGGCGAGCUGGCGGACAUCUUCUCUGGCGAUGGUUUCGAGAUCCUGGUGGACGAACAAGGGGAACUACCCACGCGGGGCUCCACGGUGCCAGCGAAUUUCUUUGCUUGUCGAAAGCGACUGGCGACACCGACGAAGGAAUACUGA
Messenger RNA from Ectocarpus siliculosus, 1868 nucleotides. NCBI's taxonomy places the organism in Eukaryota, Phaeophyceae, Ectocarpales, Ectocarpaceae. The record is from the annotation of a GenBank genome assembly.